Messenger RNA from Somion occarium, 2167 nucleotides. The record is from the annotation of a GenBank genome assembly. Lineage: Eukaryota; Fungi; Basidiomycota; Agaricomycetes; Polyporales; Cerrenaceae.
ACCCUCAAUUGAAGACAUAAAUUUGAGAGACAUGGCGAUGAACGAAGUGAAAGUUAAGUGAAAGAUGCACUCUGACUGUUCGAGCGCUUUUACGUACACCUGCGUAUACCAAGCUACACAAAUUUCUUCUCAUCCUGCAUCCAUCAUCCGUUUCGCACCCUGAAUGAAGUUCUCCACUUCCAAAAGCUCGAAUUUUGCGCCAGUGAGCCCUGAACAUACCGUUCUCUCCAGUAGUACAUCUAGGCAGCUUCUCGACAAUUUCAAACGUCUCCGGUUCAUCUCAAGAAUCAAAAUCUGUGUGAUAUUGUCUUUUUGGGGGAAAUGCAGGAAUCUUCUCUUCCUCAAUCUCAGAAUAGCAUGGGCUUUGCAGCGUUGCCUUACGAACUUCGAUUGCAGGUAACGACGCUCGCUAAUGUCGUGGAUGCUGUCAAUCUACUGUGUACCUCGCGGUUCCUGUAUACUCAAAUGGCCGACGAGUCUAUGUGGAAGGUCUUUUGCUCCCGAUACGGUGCUACCGACUUGUCAGUCUUUCGACCGAAUAUCACAUUCUACCAGCUCUAUGCUGGACUCCUUCACACCUACGGGCCUCUCAUUGGACUAUGGGCGAACGAUCAUCCAUUCAAGGGGAAUAUCAUGGAAUUUCGCUACUUCCGCCAUGGUAUUAUCGGUGAAGUUUGGCGCUUCCCCACUAUUCCCCUCGACAAUCUCAUGACGAACGAAAAGAAAUACGCUCCUGAGCUACCAUCGUAUCACAAGUUUCUGAAUAUAGAGCUUGUCACUGGCGUUCGAUAUAAUGUGAAACAGUUUCAGGACACUCGUAUUAUCGCUCUUCCGCAAAUACGUCCAGCUCGACUAUCCUGGCAUGUCGAUCAGGGAUACGCCGAUUAUGUUGAAGAUCAUCAGCCUACUUUCCAUCGUCUAUCCGCCACUCGACAAUCUAUCUGGCUGCAUCGUGCCUUAACGAAGCCGACCUUACACCCAGAAUUUCCCGGAAGUGGUAAUGAUGCAUGGUACGACAGCGAACGUGAUCUCCCUCAUCUUCUAGAGGAGCCUUCGCUUGCCUUUGAUAAUACAUCAAUUCUUGUCCCGUUGAACAUUCCUAGGGAUUAUCUCAUGGGCGCCCCAGGCACGAUUGUUAAACCACCUGCCCUCUCAAUCUAUCCCUUUCCAACUUCGGGAGAGAUCUCCAAUUUACACACCCCACACUUCUAUGGCAUAGAUGAUUUUCGUGACGUUACCUACUGGGAUCCAGAUAUCGAACAGCACAAUCACGAUCGUCAGCGGGUCUAUCCCAGAUACUAUCCCCUGCGCAUCCACAAACAUCAUCUUGCGAUCUCUAUGGACGAUCCACAGUGGCACCCCAAGUGCUUGGAAGGCUUGUGGUUGUGUGCAAGUGGUACAUACGGCACAGAGGUCAUUUACCUUGAGUACAACGAGCUACGAGAGGAGAUCUCCGCAUGCAAAAUUACUGGCAAUAUCCAGGUUCCUAGAGGAGCGACGGCUUGGAAGUUUGAUAUCAAUUCGGAGGCACUACUGGACAUAUCUGAUAUUGAAGUAUUUGGCAAAUUUCUGCGCUUCUCAAAGGUGUAUUGCGGCGAAGCGGUAGUCAGCGACCGAGGUUUCCGGCCACAUACAACAUCGUUUAAGAGGUUGGUGGUUGUCAUAGACUCCUAUGACGAAAUUCGACUCCGAAUCGGCGCUACCAUUCACAUAUCGCGAUGCAUUCGAUAUCGAGGUCGUGAUUAGGUCUUGCAUAAGGUGUUUCCCGCCAAAGCAUUUCCACAGAAGUCUGAUUGUAUGGAUGAGCCGUAUGCAAUUAUUUCACUCUUUCCUUUGAAGGAUCGAGCGCACGCUCGUAGUUUUCGCACCACCCCAUCCUUGAACCACUACCCUUUUCGUCUCCGGACGUACCAGGAAUCAACGCUGACGUUAACAAGAAUAGGACCGUCCCACGCCCAGAUGGAAGCGAAACUAAUUUACCACCGCCUCCCAUCAUCGAGAGCGCUGAUUUCAACCGAGAUCCUGUCAUAUUCGCAAUAGUCGUCUUACUAUUGAAUGACUGGGUGAUUGUAUGGAUAAGCACUGGCACAUAAAGAAGGCACCGCAGAGGCAGUUGAAAUAUAGGUGUAGUGGCUGACUGGAAAUUAAUUAAAUCAAUUAUUGCGCA